UGCCACGUAUGAAACAAAGGGCCCCUUCCCUUCACCGGAUCCCCACUUUACAAAUCCAGAAAAGAAAAGAAAUUCGACGGAGGAUUUCUUGCUUGAAAGACGUCAACAAUUCUUCCAAUUGAAUUAUCGCAAAUCUCCCUCCCAGUCAAAUUUCCUUCAAGAAUGGCGUCAAGGUCGAGCGGAGGAGGUGGUUCUAUUUACGGUGGCGCUGCUCCAUACAGAUCCAGAGAGGGACUUAGCACGAGACCGAUGGCGAGCUCUGAUGAAAUACAAUUGCGGAUUGACCCGAUCCAUGGGGAUUUGGACGACGAGAUCACUGGCCUCCGUAGCCAAGUUAGGCAAUUAAGAAACGUUGCGCAAGAGAUAGAAUCAGAAGCAAAGUAUCAGAAGGAUUUCUUAGAGACUCUGCAAAUGACUGUGAUGAAAGCUCAAGCUGGCGUGAAGAACAACAUCAGGAAAUUAAACAAGAGUAUCAUCAAGAAUGGUGGAAACCAUAUCGUUCACGUUGUUCUUUUUGCACUGUUUUGUUUCAUGGUGGUUUACCUGUGGUCCAAAAUGUCUAGAAGAUGAGGUAUAUUGAGCACCAAAGUAUCUGUUAAGCUAUCAACGCCCAUCCUCUGGAUGUACCAAGAGUCAAAAUGCGGGUUCUAUUGUAAAUCUUCCCAGCAGCAGCUUCAUUUGUAACGAGACAUUUGAAAAUUGUGUUCCCCCCUACAAUUGUAGUUGAAUGCUAGAUUACUUUUGCAAAGAGAGAAUAUUACUGCAUGUAUUUCCCCUUGUUUCUCAUGUACAACAACAAAGCUUUAUUCCCUAAAACUUAGCUUUUACCAUUCAA
This is a messenger RNA of Populus nigra (black poplar), 835 nucleotides long. RefSeq names its product bet1-like protein At4g14600. The coding region runs from base 163 to 570 and encodes 135 amino acids. NCBI's taxonomy places the organism in Eukaryota, Viridiplantae, Streptophyta, Magnoliopsida, Malpighiales, Salicaceae. The transcript has 4 exons. The record is from RefSeq and is a predicted model, not a curated record.